UCGAGCAUGGCUUGCAACUGCAACAUCUCAUGCCAGCACAACAGCCUCUUCACCGUACUUCAAAUGCUCGAACCCACCAACAUCAUCAACAUCCCUAACAAUAUGUACACGAGACAAUACAACCGCAAAAUCGUCAUCCAAGUUAAUUGCUGCUAUCGAUGCACUGCUGUGACGUAUUGUUUGGCAAAGAAAGCAAUGUUCACGACGAAACACCGUCUUCCAGAUGCGGCUCUUCCUCCGUAACACCACACCCGACCUCUGGCACAACUCAACGACAGUCCCAUCAUCCGCCAAAUGCGGUAUCGUUACGCCAGCCCCAACGCUCCUUGCAGCACUGUGCCUGCUGCCUCGUGGAGAGAACAUCGCGAGCCCACUUAGGCUCUCGUGCCACCAACGAUUCGUGAGUGCACACCUGGUUCAUGGCGAACCAUUUCAAGACGCGGUUGCGGCGUCAAAGUUGUCUACCAGAGCGCGGCGGAGCUCGCACACUACUUCUUUCAAGGCCCGUUUGUGGCGGCAGCCCUUUCGUUUAGAACGCUGCGACGUUCCUUCAACUUCUCAACUGGAACAUGGUCGCGGUGACAACCUCCCUACUCAGAGCGCGCCGAUCUCCACUCUGCUGCUCAAAUCAGUCUCGGAACACAAUUUUGCCGAAGACCCUCUCAUGCAGAACGCGGCCACGCUGGCUUGAAAUUUCCAGUCAGG
Molecule: messenger RNA, 705 nt
Organism: Baudoinia panamericana UAMH 10762
Lineage: Eukaryota; Fungi; Ascomycota; Dothideomycetes; Mycosphaerellales; Teratosphaeriaceae
Exons: 1
Coding region: 224-691 (155 amino acids)
Source: RefSeq, a predicted model, not a curated record